Molecule: messenger RNA, 1047 nt
Organism: Gilbertella persicaria
Lineage: Eukaryota; Fungi; Mucoromycota; Mucoromycetes; Mucorales; Choanephoraceae
Exons: 4
Biological process (GO): signal transduction; inositol metabolic process; phosphatidylinositol phosphate biosynthetic process
Molecular function (GO): inositol monophosphate 1-phosphatase activity
Source: RefSeq, a predicted model, not a curated record
CAUGGGGAUACAAUCUAGACUAUAUAAAAGUAUAUACUUGUAUUUUUUUCCUUUUUUUUCUUCUUUUUUGUUAUUUAACAUGCUUGAACAACAAGACUAUAUUCAAGAAUAUCUUGACUUUGCCGUUCAGUUGGCCAAAGACGCCGGUGCUAUCAUAAAAGACGCUGUGGAGUCACGUAUGGCAGGCACUGGCUCUAACAUUGAAAUGAAAAAAGAAAAUCCUAUUGACCUUGUUACAGAAACAGACAAGGCUGUGGAGGAAUUCAUUAAAAAGCGUCUAUUCGAGACGUAUCCCGAGCAUCGAUUUAUUGGCGAGGAAACAUUUGCUAGUGGGGCCAAGACAGAAUUCACAGACCUUCCUACAUGGAUUGUGGACCCAAUUGAUGGUACUACCAAUUUUAUUCAUGGCUAUCCAUUUGUCGCGGUUUCUAUCGGCCUCACAAUCAACAAAAUCCCAACAAUUGGUGUUGUGUUCAAUCCUCUCUUAAACGAGCUCUAUUCUGCUGCUAAAGGUAGAGGUGCUUACCUCAAUAGCACACGCCAAUUGCCCUUAUUUAAUCCACCUCAACCAUUGGUUGAUUUGUCUCAAUGUCUGAUUGCCACUGAAGCUGGAUCUGAUCGAACUCCAGCUGUGAUGGAUGCUAAAAUGAAUGCUAUUCAUGACAUGGUGCGUCAAAAAUCAGACGCUCAUCCUUUUGCAGCACAAGCACAUAGUGUACGUACGACUGGAUCAGCUGCUCUCAAUAUGUGCAAUGUCGCUAAGGGCAUUGUUGAUGUCUACUGGGAAGUUGGCUGUUGGGAAUGGGAUGUGGCUGCUGCUCUCGUUAUUGUGACUGAAUCAGGUGGUAUUGUCUUGAGUGGCCAUAAUGACAAAUCGGAUACAGAGCCUGUCAAUAUCUUUUGUCGUAAAUAUUUAGCAAUUCGUGCUGCAUUGGAUAGACAGAGUCAACUGAACAUUGCCUCUCAAAUGAGAGAUUUAAUUCCUUUUGUGAAUGCUCCUCGUCCUUCUGUACCUGGUGGUUAUGAAUAAUAGAUUUUUAUUUAAUU